Molecule: messenger RNA, 2155 nt
Organism: Agrilus planipennis (emerald ash borer)
Lineage: Eukaryota; Metazoa; Arthropoda; Insecta; Coleoptera; Buprestidae
Gene: flr
Product: actin-interacting protein 1
Exons: 9
Coding region: 1-1683 (560 amino acids)
Biological process (GO): locomotion; actin filament depolymerization; sarcomere organization
Cellular component (GO): cortical actin cytoskeleton
Molecular function (GO): actin filament binding
Source: RefSeq, a predicted model, not a curated record
AUGGCUCGUGGCAACCCUGAAAUAUCAGACAUUUAUACUGAACAUUCCUUGCCUGUGAAUGUUGCAAAAUAUUCUCCUAGUGGUUUCUAUAUAGCAUCUGGGGAUCAGUCUGGUAAAGUUCGUAUUUGGGACACAGUUAACAAAGAGCAUAUUCUUAAAAAUGAGUUUCAUCCAUUUGGGGGGCCAAUUAAAGAUAUUGCAUGGUCCCCUGACAACCAAAGAAUGGUUGUUGUUGGAGAAGGCAGAGAACGUUUUGGUCAUGUUUUCAUGUCAGAAACUGGUACUUCUGUGGGAGAAAUUUCAGGGCAGUCUAAACCCAUAAAUUCAUGUGACUUUAAACCAAAUCGACCUUUUAGAAUAAUCACAGGUUCUGAGGAUAAUACGAUUGCUGUUUUUGAAGGACCUCCUUUUAAAUUUAAGAUGACUAAACAGGAUCAUACUCGUUUUGUACAAGCUGUACGGUAUUCCCCAAGUGGUAAUUUAUUUGCAUCGGCUGGUUUUGAUGGGAAAGUGUUCUUAUAUGAUGGAAAUACAUCAGAAUUAAUUGGAGAAGUGGGUAGUCCUGCCCAUAAUGGAGGUGUUUAUGGGGUUGCUUGGAGUCCUGAUGGUAAACAACUACUUACUGCUAGUGGGGACAAAACUUCCCGUUUAUGGGACGUAGAAACUAGACAAAUGGUGUCUGAAUUUAUUAUGGGAAGCACUGUAGAAGAUCAACAGGUGUCAUGUUUAUGGCAAGGUCCCCAUUUACUUUCGGUAUCACUUAGUGGAUUUAUUAAUUAUUUAGAUAUCAAUAACCCCGAGAAACCUCUGCGUAUAGUUAAAGGUCACAAUAAACCCAUUACUGUUUUGACUUUAAGUGAAGACCGUAGCACGAUAUUUACAGGGUCCCACGAUGGAUACAUUACCAGGUGGAAUGCAAGUACAGGGGAAAAUGAAAGAAUUGAAGGGCAAGGACACGGAAACCAAAUAAAUGGUAUGAGAGCCUUGGGUAGUUCACUCUUUACAUGUGGUAUUGAUGACUGCCUUAAACAAGUCGAUAUUGAAGGAAACGUUUAUACUUCGGAUAAUUUAAAAUUAGGAGCUCAGCCUCGGGGCAUGGACGUGUCGAAAGAGAACAACCUGCUUAUAGUAGGCACUAUUCGUGAGCUGAUUGUUGUUCAAGAAUGUCGAAAAGUCAGUAGUGUUGCUAUAAAAUAUGAACCGACAAGUGUUAGUAUAUCACAGUCAAAUCAGGUGGCCGUUGGUAGCGCUUCUGACAAUAAAGUUUAUAUUUAUGAGCUUGAAGGGAAAUCUUUGACUUUCAAGACUGAAUUGGUGCACUUGGGACCGGUCACCGACGUGGCCUAUUCUCCAGAUGAUAAAUAUCUUGUUGCUUGUGAUGCCAAUAGAAAAGUCAUUUUGUACAGUGUUCCUGAAUAUCAGCUGGCUCAUAAUAAAGAAUGGGGAUUCCACAAUGCCCGUGUAAACUGCGUAGCAUGGUCACCGAAUUCUCUACUAGUAGCAAGUGGGUCCUUAGACACAAACAUUAUCAUUUGGUCUGUUGAAAAACCUGCUAAGCAUCUUACUAUCAAAAAUGCCCAUGCUCAAAAUCAAAUAACAAGACUGUCAUGGCUGGAUGACCAGACUUUGGUAUCUGUUGGUCAGGACGCAAACACAAAGUUGUGGACUGUAUCACCUCCUUAAGGAGUUUUUCGAGUGCUUUUAAACUAUUGGGCCUUGCAUUUUAUCUGUUGUUUAGAGCAUUUAAUUAAAAAGAACAAAGAAAAAUUUUAUGUUGUAUUACAACUAUUAAGUAUGCAGUGCAUGCAUAUUAUUAUAUGUUUAUUUUGAGUGUAGAUGAUAUGGAUUGUAUUUAUUGGUAUAACAGUUUUGUUAAAAGUUAUUUUGCAGCACAAAUUGUAGCGCUAUUUAUAUAGAAAGCUGAAGGGCCAAUAGGCCUGAGACUAUUUUUGUUGUACUUAUUAUUAUUUAAUUUAUUAUCGUCAUCUUCAUCCUCAGUUUGUUUAACCUCCGUUUGUGCCCUAUAGGUCAAUAUUCUUGCCCGUUUUUGUAAAUAUAUGAAAAGUAAUUUUUGGAAUGUUUCAAAUUCACUUUGUGUCCGAAUAAUCAAAUGUAUCUUGACUCAUUUUAUUUCAAAUAAAUUUAUCAUUUUUAA